This is a messenger RNA of Xenopus tropicalis (tropical clawed frog), 4199 nucleotides long. It is a transcript of the gene prrx1, whose product is annotated as paired related homeobox 1. NCBI's taxonomy places the organism in Eukaryota, Metazoa, Chordata, Amphibia, Anura, Pipidae. Bases 838 to 1584 code for a protein of 248 amino acids. The record is from RefSeq and is a predicted model, not a curated record. The transcript has 4 exons. Gene Ontology annotation, molecular function: DNA-binding transcription factor activity, RNA polymerase II-specific; DNA binding. Gene Ontology annotation, cellular component: nucleus. Gene Ontology annotation, biological process: regulation of DNA-templated transcription; regulation of transcription by RNA polymerase II.
CCCACAUAACUUCCAGGGAAUGAUAAUUAGCGCUCAGAUACAAAAGGGAGACGGCAGAGAAACCUCAUGGUCAGAUCAGAUGUUGGCAGCGACUUGAUAAUCGCGCAGGAUUGUUGUAGGGUAGAAGUGGGGGAAGGAGUUUCUGAUGCAGGAGAAAAAGGGGGUGAUCUGUGAAACGUCAGGAGCAGCACAAAGGCUUUGCCACGUAAUUACAGGCAGUUAUUAAGGCGAUCUGCCCUCCCCAGGGUCUCCAAUUUUCAUUUAUCCCUCUGCAGAGUCUCCCCUUUCCAUGCCAGUGUGGAGCUUUUGAUGUGCCAAAGAGUUGCUUGAUCCAACUGAAAGGAGGAAUCGUUGGAAAGAAAAAGAGGUCCCCAGACUAUUGCAGACUCCCUUCCCUCUGCAAGAAGAGAAAACGAAAGACGUUUUUUGUUGCUGUUGCGCAUACAUCUGCAAGACAUCAUCAUCCUCUGUGCAACCCAAUUCACUCCUGAGAUUGGAGAGAGAGUGCAGGGGAGAGAGAGGGAGGGAGGAAGGGGAGAGAACACACUUUGCUAUCAAGAUGCGUCAGGGCUGAGAACUUUCUGCUCUUGGACUUUCUCUCUUGGAUUAAGGAAUAUACACCAGAAAUAAAUCUCCCCUUGCUGUCUGAGCGACUGCGCAUCGAGGAGACAAAUCUUCUGGAGAUCGGGCAAAACUUGGAUUAUUCUCUAGAUCCCAAGGACUUGGGACUUCUCCACUGAUCGCGGCGCUGAGAAGCAGGACUAGCUCAGCUUGAUCUCACCCGUUUUUGGAGAUUCUGUAUCUCGGUCUUCUCCUUCAAACUUGAGUGGAACCAUCAUGACCUCCAGCUAUAACCACCACGUUCUGGACAGGCAGGGCCCCCUGGGCAGCCGCUUGGAGAGUCCCAUCACUGCCAGUCUGGACAAUUUACAAGCCAAAAAGAACUUCUCGGUGAGUCACCUGUUGGAUCUGGAGGAAGCUGGGGAAAUGGUGGGGGCACAAGCCGAGGAUGGAUCAGGGGAAGCCGGCAGGAGCUUACUGGAGUCCCCGGGUUUGACCAGUGGAAGUGACACUCCUCAGCAAGAAAAUGAACAGAUGAAUGCAGAACAGAAGAAAAAGAGAAAGCAAAGGAGAAACAGAACUACAUUUAACAGCAGUCAACUGCAAGCUCUGGAAAGAGUGUUUGAGAGGACGCAUUAUCCAGAUGCUUUUGUAAGAGAAGACCUAGCACGCAGAGUUAACCUCACUGAAGCCAGAGUCCAGGUUUGGUUCCAGAACAGAAGAGCCAAGUUCCGCAGAAAUGAAAGAGCCAUGCUGGCAAACAAGAAUGCUUCCCUUCUCAAAUCCUAUGCAGGAGAUGUGACCGCUGUGGAACAGCCCAUUGUACCCCGCCCAGCCCCGAGACCCAAUGAGUAUCUCUCCUGGGGCACAGCCUCCCCAUAUAGUGCCAUGGCGACCUAUUCCUCUACCUGUGCCAACACCAAUCCUGCCCAGGGGAUGAACAUGGCCAACAGCAUCGCCAACCUUAGGCUGAAGGCAAAGGAAUACAGUUUACAGAGGAACCAAGUGCCAACAGUCAAUUGAAAAAAAGGCUGACUACAGAAAUACUAUACUAUUGCCAAAUGCCUUCUUGUAAUAACCAAAACUUUGACUUUAUAAUGGGAUAACGUGGAGAUGAGCAGGGUACAAACUGAUAUGUUAUGAAACAUCCCUUUUUCCUUCUUGGAAAAUGCCACCAGCUAGUUUCCAUUUUGUUUUCUUUUCAUGCUUUGCUUUCUAUAGUAAAAAGCUUAUCCUGCUCAAAAACAAUUUGCCUCUGUUACACGGACAAGUCAGUCUUAAUUCACAGCACCAGCCACAAGCAGGGCUGCCAUCUAAAACCCAUUUUUUUCAGUUGGGGCCCUGUACAAGUGUCACUUUUGGGGUCCCUUGUGCCUUACCGAACAAUUCAAGAUUUAUUUUUCAAGGCCUGAGCAAUGGUUAGGGCCCACUAUCGCUGUAUCCGCUGUACCCACUGAUGGCUGCCUUGGCCACAAGACCUAACAAAUACCAUUCAAAAAUACCUUAAUUUUGAUGGACACAAUUGUUUUAGUUGCAAUUUCGAAAAAUGACUCGAGAAAAAAAGCCAUUACACUUAAAAUAAGCACUUCUUCAUAUUGCUAAAUAUCAAAGGAACGGAAGAGUUUGAAAUAAUCAAAAUGGUACCAAAAUUAGCGGCUCUUAUUUAGUCUGUAUAUACUAAUCUCUACUUGUGAUCACCGGUUUAGAGCUCAUUUCGGAGAUGGACUGUGUUUCUUUUUCAGCUGAUCUGUAUUGUACCCAGCCUGAAAGAACCUUUUUAUUUCUACCAUAAGCUAAAUAUCGUGGAAACAAAUGAGGCGCUUAUUUGUAUUACAUAUUCCUUUAUCGGAAGGGAAGAUGCCUAAAGUAGUAUCUAUUAUGUAAAAGUAUUUCUGUUGGAAAAGACAUAUUUUAGCUUGUUCUAUUCAUUUAUAGAAGCAUCUUGUAUGGCCGCCAUGAAAUUAAACAUGAAAAUUAAUAUCAGAAGACAUUUUCUGUGCAGAUUUUAUGUCUACUUUUAGUAACAGUUUAAUGUCAGCCAGAGAAAUGAACUUAUAGUAACAAUGGAACAAUGGAGUAAACUGUUUGACUGGUUAUGUUCCCCCCCUUUUCAAACUGGCAAUCUGUGGGUUCUGGCAACUGCCAGAGGGGCCGUUAUAAGUUGCCAUAGACAGUCACUCUUUAUUGGGCCUGUGGGGGCAGUUUGGGCCUCUGUGUACUUGAAAUUCCAGGGCCUAUUUUGAAACCCAGUCCAGACCUAACCCAGUGUGUUCCAAAUAAUCAUAAAAUGCCUUAAGAUUUUGCCAUAAUAAAAGAAACACAUCAACAGGGGUUGGGACAGGAAGUAAUGUGAUGAAAUUGAAAUGGUUACCAGGGUUGGUUCUGCUCCUAGGAGAGGGCGUUUGGUUCCUAGGCUGCUUUUGAAAAAUCCUACCCAUUCUCUUACAGAAAUUAUGGGAUGCUAUAAGGGGUGUAUCAUAGCCUCCCAUCCAGCCCUACCUGAGUCAUCUGUGGAAUGACCUGGCCAAUGGUCAGAAUGAAUGGGAUCGCCCAUAAUCUCAUCAUAAGAGAUGCUACUAAAGGAUAUGCAGAACAAAAAUCCAUUUUACAUAAACAAUUUACAAUAAUGUAAAAAAAUUGUUAUGUUUUCUAAAGAAAGCAAUGUAUUUCUACUUUAGUUUGUCCUAAAAAAAAAUUCAGGAAACAGUGUAGUUACUGGUGUAAAAUUUUGUCUAGAUCUAGUAACACGUUUAGUGAUCUAUUUAGCUCAUCUACAUGCAGGUUAUGGGCAAGGUUUCUGGCCACCCUUAACCCAUAUCAAGCUUAAUAAAGGGCCCAGGGGUGCCUGAAACAUUGCUGUAUGUAUAUAAAUAAAUCUCAACCGCUUCCUUUUAGCAAUCUCAGUUUGCUACUGGAUUUCUUCUAUGUUCUACAAUCAGAUGUUAGCUGUCUUAUAGUUGACCAAUGACUUCUACCUGGUUGCUAGGGGUUACCAGACAUGGGACAGGCUUUGCACCUGUUAUUACAUUCCUUUGACUGUAGAGUUAUGUACAGGGUAUUACAUAUAGCUAGCUGCCAGGACCAUGAAGACUAGUGACUAAUGUAAUAAUAGUUGCAACUGGUUUAGUAACCCAAAACAUCCAAUCAGCAUGCAGCAUUAACUGGUCAGCUGUUUGAAAAAAAUCACUAUGUGUUACUAAACCCGGGCAAACCUUGUACUAUUUAUUACACAACCCUAUAGAGUGCUAGUGAUGAGCAUGACAAUAACACGUUACUGUAUCUAAAAGUUGAUCCACAUUUCCUUGCAUACUCCUGGUGCAGCUCAGCGUUUCGCUUUGUGGAUACCUGAACUAAGUCUAAUAUUUAUGACUCCCAAUGAACAUAGGACAGCGUUGCCCGCUCUGCAAACAGUUUUUGCUCUCACAUCUGUUGAAGUAAAUACACCCUCAUUCCAAUACAAAUUCCAUAAAAAGACUUGAUUUGUAAUUAUUCUGUCUGUUACAUUUUGUACCACUGACAAAGUUGUCAAAAUGCAUUAUAUAUAAAUAUAUGUGUAUAGAUAUACUUGCCCGCUUCUUAGGAUUUUGUUUUUUUUUUGUUUUGUAAAAAAAUUAAAUAAAAGGAAAUAUUUUAAAGCA